AUUGGUUGCUUGAUCGUUGAUGUGAACCAUGAACUUUUUGAAGCUUUCGUGUCCCUUACACGCAAUCCCGGACCCGUUAUUUCGACGACUAAACAGUAACUCAACAAGCACCCUUCAAAUCUAAUUCACAUUCACACCUCUACCAACAGCAGUACCAGACUCGAUAUAACCACCAUGGCGCCCAAAAAGUCCGCUGCUGCUACCACUCCUGCGCCCGCGCCUGCGCCCGCGCCAACCACACCAGCAGCACCUACGACAGCUCCCAGCAUCGCCGUAGCCAAGACUAGCGCUAGCGGUUCUCAAGCGAUCGACCAGGUAGCAUGGAAUAUAGUCGAGCACUACCAGAAGACGACGCCUCAACGCACCAAGCUACUUGACGUCUUCAUGGCAUUUUUGGUCGUCGUCGGUGGUCUACAAUUUGCGUACUGUGUCUUGGCGGGCAAUUACCCAUUCAACGCUUUCCUCUCGGGUUUCUCGGCAACAGUUGGCCAAUUCGUCCUUACCGCAUCUCUACGUAUACAGACUACAGAAGCAAACAAGUCCGAGUUCCCUUCCAUAUCGCCAGAAAGGGCAUUUGCAGAUUACGUCUUCGGCAGCCUAAUCCUACAUUUCUUCUGCGUCAACUUCAUAAACUAAGCAGGGUAGCUCGUAGGAGGUAUAUCGAGGCCAGUACGAAACUUCAAUGGCUGCUGGAUUCAAGUUAUAAGGCGGAAAAUCUCUAUAUUAAAAGAAAC
Molecule: messenger RNA, 734 nt
Organism: Daldinia loculata
Lineage: Eukaryota; Fungi; Ascomycota; Sordariomycetes; Xylariales; Hypoxylaceae
Product: defender against death DAD protein
Exons: 4
Coding region: 175-636 (153 amino acids)
Biological process (GO): protein N-linked glycosylation
Cellular component (GO): membrane; oligosaccharyltransferase complex
Source: RefSeq, a predicted model, not a curated record